GCGCUGAAUGAAAGCCCAACACACAUCUUACAACUUGGGUAUCCGGUCACGGUGACGUCAGGUGGACACACGCAGACGACACAAUGUCCAGACAGGCAGACAAGAAGGGACGCUACUCUCUAACCAUGGAGAGCGCGUCCAACUCCAUCGCCAUGAAACAACUUCCGGUUCCCGCCAAGAUGACCUCCGAAGCAGACGAAUGCGCACAUCCGAUUGUUUCCGGGACCGGCGCGGUGGCCACGUGUUUCUUUCUGAUUGGUCUGUUGAUGUUCCUGGUGGCCUUUGCCUCCCACGAUUGGCUGGGGCUGGAGAAGGGUAUCACGAUUAGCCUGUGGCGGAAGUGUACCCGCCAUUUUGAUGUGGACGUGUGGAGUUGUCAGCCUUGGGACAGAACACCAGAUUUUGUCCGCGCUGCCCAGGGCUUCUGUAUCGUGGGGUUAAUGACCUACUCCCUCUCUGUGGUCAUCCUCAUCGCCUACCUCACCGUCCAGCUGCUGCAGAAGAUCCGGGGAGUCUUGAUUGCUCUUUGUUUGUUGAUCUUUACCUCAGGCUGCAUGACCUUGAUGGCCUUGGUGGUGAUGGGGAUCAAAGGACACGACUACCUGAAGACGCUGAAGCAAGAUGACCGCGAGGUCGUGAGGUUCCUGGCCAUGGGCGUGGACGCUCUGGGCGUCUUCUACGUCGGCUGGUCCUUCGUCGUCUCCGUCAUCUCCGCUUUCAUCACCCUGGCCAGCUUCAUGUUCUGCAUGAUUGAGUUCGUCCACAUCAAUGACGUCAUUGACUAA
Messenger RNA from Physella acuta, 785 nucleotides. RefSeq lists its product as uncharacterized. NCBI's taxonomy places the organism in Eukaryota, Metazoa, Mollusca, Gastropoda, Physidae. The record is from RefSeq and is a predicted model, not a curated record.